This is a messenger RNA of Trichoderma virens Gv29-8, 966 nucleotides long. RefSeq lists its product as uncharacterized. Bases 1 to 966 code for a protein of 321 amino acids. The transcript has 3 exons. The record is from RefSeq and is a predicted model, not a curated record. Lineage: Eukaryota; Fungi; Ascomycota; Sordariomycetes; Hypocreales; Hypocreaceae.
AUGGCUACAUUCCAGAGAUUUCGUCUAGUGCCUCUGCGGGACGAGAAGAUUGAUGAAAACGACGAAUGGUCGGGGCUGAAAGAUGCUAAGGAAAGAAGGAAAAGGCAAAACAGGCUCAACCAAAGGGCAGCUCGCCGGCGGCAGAGGUUGAUUCUUGCCCAAGAGCACGAAUCAGAGACGACUACGGCGGUGCUCCCAUCACCUUCCGCAUGCCAGCGUCGGAAGCGCGGUCCUCGUUCUCAUCAAUUUUAUUUCCCGCUCACUCCCGACCACAAACUACUCUACGUCAUCGUCCUCAAUGUCUCCCGGGCAGUCAUCACAAACUUCUUCAUCCUAAGUAGCAUCUCGACACUAGCCUAUACUAUGUGCGACAGCCGCCGAGUCUUUGCACUGAGCGAUCUCAAGCUAGCCCCUCGCAAUCUCGAUGGUACUCCUGCAAUCCCCCCGUCGUUUACCCCCACAAGACUCCAGCAAGAGGUGCCUCACCCUGGCUGGAUUGAUCUUUUCCCAUCGCCUCAGCUGCGUGACAAUCUCAUCUUUGCAGUAGAGGAGUUCAAUAUUAAUGAAGAUGAAAUCUUGAACGACUUGGUUGGAGAUAUAUUCGCAAGCCUUGGUUGUUCAAUGGAUGACGAUGAAUCGGAGGCAAGCGGCGGAUCAGAGCCAAGCGGCGGACCAGAGCCAAGCGGCACAUCGGAUGAUUACAAGGACGCCCCUACACCAUCACCUCCUCCACCAAACGGGAUGACCCCAUUACAAGAAUACAGAUUAAGAACCUACACUCCAUCGAGUUCCGCAGAGCUCGGCAUUCUCUCAUGGUCAAACCCAUGGGACAUAACAGGCUGGGAAUUCACGGAGAAAUUCGUUACUAAGUGGGGAUUCUUGCUUCAAGGAUGCCCGGAUGUGGUCAAUGCCGCCAAUAACUGGAGGACUUUGCGAGGAGAAGAACCUCUGAUUGUGGAGAUUUAG